AUGAUCCCACUUCUUGCUUCUGUUCUUCUUGUCUACCUUGUUACAGUUUGCUACCUUAGGUACCGGCGUCUGCAUGCUGUGCAAACCAGGAUCCGUGCUAGCGCUAAGGAACCUAGUCCUUCUGAAGCCCAGUCUGCUUUACAGGGAGCAUUGUUGUACGACGUGCCCUUCUUUACGCGUCUUGGGGCUCAAGUUGCACUCCUCAAAACAUAUGGGAUCCCUUCCAUCCCCGCUCUGCUUUUGAAAACUGGGGAGUUUUCCACAGAACGAAAACUUACGAAGAGGGUUACGGAUAUGAAUGCAUUUCCUGCACCUCUGACGGCCUUGCUUAUCUCCACUUUCAUCUCUUGUCCCUUGGAGCAUUCGCUAACGACAGCGGAAUCAACACCGUGUCUCGGGCCGAGGGGCAAUAUUGCGCUUGCCCGAGUGAAUUGGCUGCAUAGACGCUACAACAUCCGUCUAGUAGCACGCCUCGAUUGGCGUCCGUACAGCCCGGAGGAAGCAAACUGUAACUUCCUCAUGUGGAAGGAUAUCGGUUGGCGCAUGAACAUCAAAGAGAUCCCUGGGACUCUUGGUGAAUUAGAGGAUCGGAGCAGACAAUAUGAAAGCACCCAUAUGGUCCCGUCAGAGAGUAGUCAUCAGCUGGCCAACAUGGCACUGGAGUACAUGAGCACCCGAGUGCCAAAUAUACCUGGUGCAAGAUCAGAUCUGAGAGGCUCGGGUCUAUCCAGGCUCCCUUCACCGUCAAAAUAUGCACAGACCUUCGUCAAGACAGCUCUGGCAGUUCGAGCCUUUAUCGUCAGAAAUUUCAUGCUUCCUCAAUUCAAACCUCAGGGAUACAUCGUUGUCGAGAAUCCUCCAUAUAGCAUAGACUCUGAUGGUCUCAUGCGUCUUCAUAUGGUUGUCCGAAGGCACUAUCCAUGGUAUUAUCCUAUCCCAACAGGUUGGCGCCAGAUUUUUGAUCGGCUGCUUGGCCUUACCAAAGGCGAUCUUUAUCCUGGAGCCACGUUCCAGUCGGAGGGAUAUCGCUUGGAGGAACUGGGGCCAAUUAGGUUUGAGCAACAUGGACACAAAGAAGUGAUGAAGGAAGCCGAAGAACUAUAUGGAGCACCGGUCGAGAAACCUUGGGCCCGUUGA
Guyanagaster necrorhizus is the source of this 1137-nucleotide messenger RNA. RefSeq lists its product as uncharacterized. The coding region runs from base 1 to 1137 and encodes 378 amino acids. NCBI's taxonomy places the organism in Eukaryota, Fungi, Basidiomycota, Agaricomycetes, Agaricales, Physalacriaceae. Gene Ontology annotation, molecular function: methyltransferase activity; oxidoreductase activity; nucleic acid binding. The record is from RefSeq and is a predicted model, not a curated record. The transcript is spliced from 10 exons. Gene Ontology annotation, biological process: methylation.